This is a messenger RNA of Clonostachys rhizophaga, 291 nucleotides long. The record is from the annotation of a GenBank genome assembly. Lineage: Eukaryota; Fungi; Ascomycota; Sordariomycetes; Hypocreales; Bionectriaceae.
AUGGAGCGAAACCCUGACCGACUGGCCGUCCUGUCUCUCUCCAGUGACGCGUGGAGUGCAAAGGCGAUGGGUGUUCUUAUGGCAAGGACCCAAACGACAUCGACGUGCUCGAGAUGCGCUUUAGUGCUUUGCUUCACUGGAUCCGAGGUUGCCAAAGUCGGACACUGUGACCCAAUCCCUGGCGAUGAAGUUGAGUGUAACUUGGGUCUCGGUUCAAGCACCUUUUGGAGCAAGUUCCAUUGCUAUUUGGCAUCGACAGUUGAUGAUGUUAAUGACGAGGCUACGUCUUAA